Messenger RNA from Orussus abietinus, 2808 nucleotides. RefSeq names its product sortilin-related receptor (gene ImpE1). The record is from RefSeq and is a predicted model, not a curated record. Bases 128 to 1639 code for a protein of 503 amino acids. The transcript has 8 exons. Gene Ontology annotation, molecular function: protein binding. Lineage: Eukaryota; Metazoa; Arthropoda; Insecta; Hymenoptera; Orussidae.
UUCCAGAAUUUUUAAUCCGGUGAAUGCUUUUCGAAAAAUUAAGAAAAGUCGAGGAAAAGUCGGCUGCGGUCUGAGAAAAAGCGUCGAAGUCUUCGCCCUCACGUAUAGAGACUGGGUUGGCUGGAAGAUGAAGAACUUAAUGCUCUUGGCACUCGCCUUGAUAGUGCAAUCGAGUACCGUAUCAUCCUCGCCGACGAUUCCGACCUUGGAACUUGGCGCGGAGUGCAACCGAAAUCGGGACUGCGAGGCCAACAUCGGGAACAGCCACUGCCACUUGGGAUAUUGCAGGUGUCAGCCCUUCUUCGCGGAGUACAAUGGCACCCAGUGCCUGGAGUCGACACUUCUGGGAUACGAUUGCCAGGUGGAGGGCCAGUGCUCCCUGAAGGUGGCGAACAGUAGCUGCUUGGCCGGAGUCUGCAGGUGCCAGGAGGGCUUCCUGCAGUUUCGACGCCACACUUGUCUAGGACCUGCAAGACCGGGCCAAGUGUGCUACAGUCAUGCUCAUUGUCGACUUUGGGACAGCGAUUCGCACUGCGAUUUCUUAAUUCCGGACCUCUUUGGCCGCUGUCAAUGUACAGCUCCGAUGCGUCGCGACGGCGAUGUGUGUAGACCCGAUAGUCUGGUCAGACCUCCCCAAAAUCCAGUUGCGAUUCUUCCUGGGAAUGACCAGGAAGAGAGCCAUUCGGAACCUGGAAAUGACCCCGGAAGUACGGAACCCACUGAAGAGAAGGAGGAGGAUCCUGAUACAGGUGUCCAGAUAUCCUGGCUGAAGAACGCGACCAUGCUGCUGUCAACGAUUUCACCAGCUCCCCUGAUCCCUGCCAACCUGGUGACAAGGUCCAACGCGGGCUCCUCCAAGCCUGGACCCAAUGAUCUCCCAGAUGACAGCGACGCAGUUGUCAUCGAGGCUGUCAUCACCGAGCUCGUGCCAACCACGUCCACUUCUGCGCCUGUCAAGACGGACCGUCACGAGUCUGCCAGCUUGACAGCCGUCAGUUUGGGCCUGCCAUGCUCAGACGACCUGGAGUGUCGCAUGGCAGACUCCAACUCGAGGUGCUUCGACGGCGUCUGCGACUGUCACUACCGGGGCCCUGUCAAUGCCAGCUGUUCUGCCAAGUCCAACGGCUGUGCAGUUGGCACCUUCCAAUGUCGCAGCUCUGGAAACUGCAUCAGCUGGUUCUUCGUCUGCGACGGAAGACCAGAUUGCGGAGACGCCUCCGACGAGGAAUGUUCCUUGACAGCUUGUCCUCGACAUGCCUUCCGCUGUCAAAAAAGUGGCAGCUGCAUCUCCAGAGCCACACUUUGCGACGGGACCAGGGACUGCCCCGAUGGCGAGGACGAGGACGGCUGCAACAAUAGGCGGAGGUGUCCCCAAGGCGCGUUUCGCUGCAACAAUGGUCAGUGCCUUCCGGCUUAUGAAUUUUGCAACGCAGUCGUGUCCUGCAGGGACGGAAGCGACGAGCCCAGAGGUGCUUGCAGGACGCGGAACCGCGGCAGGAUCGCACCUAGACAUUGUCCUUUCAGGUGCAACAAUGGAAGGUGUCGAUCAGACGCCAUCACCUGCAGCGGCCGCGAUGGGUGCGGCGAUGGGUCCGACGAGAUCAACUGCACAGUCUGCAGAUGUCCCAGCUCGAUGUAAAUCGUAUCGUCGGGUGCAAGAGACCUCGACUCGUUCACCGAGAGGGAGGAAAACGCUCCGGAAGCUGAAGGGAGAUCCUGAGAGCACUCGGCAGGAAGCUUGACCAAAGACCAGCGCGCUUCUCCGGAGCCAAAGGCGUCGAUUAAUUAUUCGGAUUUAUAAUUACUCGGGACGACCCUGGAAAUUGUUUUCUAUGUUUUUUAUACACCUGCGUGGACUUUUUUCGGUCCAUCAGGCCGGUCUGAAACUGCUAAAGCGUUUCCGAUGCAAGCUCGAUGCUGCAGAAGGGAAGCUAGGGAAGGGGAGAGGGUAAUCUGCAGGUGCAUGAUGCACCGUGUGCACCUGCUGCAUCGGGAUUACCUCGCUAUCGAUGUCGCGUUUUUAUCGUUUCUACUGUUUUUAGUGUUUCGGGGGUAAUCGCGGACAAACGCGCAUCGGUCUUCCCUUUUCUAUUGUCUCUUCCAAGGGAACGCAGGAUGAACAGAAGAUACCUCGAUUAAGAUAUAUUUAAGGAGCGUAGGGUAGAUUAACUUAACGCGUACUUUUUAACAGUAAUCUUAUCUAACGAUAUAGAUAGAGGUGGACACUUAGAUCUUAAUUAGACGAAGGACUAGCGAGCUAACUCGCGGAGGGCACGUACUUUUCAAUAAAAAUUCCAUUUUUAUUAUCCGAUGGCUCUACUUUGGAGUAAGGGUCGCGAUAAGGGUCUUCUAUCGAAGUCCUUAUUUUCAUCGAUUAUUUUUCCACCUGGAGGCUUUCUUUGGGAGUCUCUUAGGUGCACUUUCAGGCUAGAGCUUCGGCACUUCCGAGCUGAAGGACUCCCGGGAUCGAUACUUUAGACCACCCUCGAGGCUUUCCGUCGAACACGUGUCCCCGGAACCAUGAUAUACGAUUCAAAGCCAAUAAAAUUCCUUGUAUAGACGUGCUAGUUUCCGUAAGGAGGAAAAAAUCAAAUGUCGCGACUGCGUUCUGGGACCUCGUCGAUAAUCCGACCUACGUGGACGCACCUAGACGGGCGACUCCAACUAGGCCACUCAUUACGACAUUCGAUCUAUUAAUAAUGUAUCCUGCCUACCCUAGACCAGGAUUUAACGCGCUGUGACGAUUGCAGAUAAAAAUUCAAUCGAUCCAUUUUUUUUUUUCCUAGCGAAACCAGCUGACAUCAGACA